AUGUCGAACCUGAGAUGGGUGCUUGACAAGGUAGCCGUGGAAAGUGAACCAGGGCUCACCAACGCUCAGAUGAUGUUGACGAACAGUGAUUUACGGCCAGGUGAGACCAUUCCCACGAAUUUCAUUCUCUCGAUAAAUUAUUCUGUUGCAAUCGUUGGUUCCAAAUUCAUCACGACUAACUUUUCCACAGUCGACCCUGAACGACGUCAAUGGAGGUGGCCCAACUAUGUUGCAUUUUGGAUUGCGGAUUCUUUGAACAUUAAUACAUGGAUGAUCUCUUCCUCAAUGAUCGUCGAUGGCCUUUCUUGGUGGCAAUCUUGGCUUUGUGUCUGGGUUGGCUAUUUUGUGGCCGCAUGUUUCGUGUGUCUGACCGGUCGAAUUGGUGCUGUCUAUCACAUUUCAUUCCCAGUAACAGCUCGAGCUUCUUUUGGAGUAUGGGGAUCUUUCUGGCCCGUUCUGAACCGGGUGGUGAUGGCUGUCAUCUGGUAUGGUGUGCAAAGCUAUAUUGGAGGCGAGUGUGUGACCCUGAUGAUUGAGGCUAUUUGGCCAAGCUACCGGAACCUCCACAAUAGCCUCUCUGCCAGCGCCGGCGUCGAUACCAAGAACUUCCUCAGCUUCUUCCUGUUUUGGCUGCUCUCCCUCCCAGCAUUGUGGUUCCCUGUGCACAAGGUGCGCCACUUGUUCACUGUCAAAGCGAUUUACUCUCCCAUCGCGGCCAUAGCCUUCUUUGGCUGGGCCAUUUCUCGCGCCAAUGGCCUCGGUCCGAUUAUUCACCAGUCCAACACCGUUCACGGCAGCGAUUUCCGAUGGGCGAUGGUGAAGGGAAUCAUGUCCUGCAUUGGAAAUUUUGCAGCACUUAUCAUGAACGAUCCCGAUUUCUCACGAUUUGCACGAACGCCCAAAGAUGCAUUGUGGUCCCAGCUAUUCACUAUUCCCGUCGGUUUCGGCGUGACUUCAUUCAUUGGAAUCAUCGUGUCCUCUUCAUCAUCAGUGAUCUUCAAUGAUGGCUACACCUGGAACCCACUUGACCUUCUCGGCAAAUUCCUGGACGGAGCGAGUUCUGGACAGCGCUUCGGUAUCUUUAUUAUUGCCACUGGAUUCGCUCUCGCCCAACUAGGAACCAACAUCUCUGCCAAUUCAGUCUCAGCAGGAACUGAUCUGACUGCCCUUAUGCCCCGAUACUUGAACAUUCGGCGCGGUAGCUACAUCUGCGCUAUUGUUGGUCUAGCUAUGUGUCCGUGGAACCUCGUCUCUACCUCGAACAACUUCACAACCUACCUCUCUGCCUACUCCCUCUUCCUAUCAGCAAUUGCCGGUGUCAUGAUUUGCGACUACUACAUCGUUCGCAAGGGCUACCUCGACAUCAAAUCCCUCUACAGCGCCCGCAACACCGACCCCUACUACUAUACCUUCGGAUUCUCCUGGCGUGCAUAUACGGCCUACUUCUGUGGAAUCAUGAUUAACAUUGUCGGUUUCGCGGGUGCAGUUGGGCGCAAGGUUCCAAUUGGCGCGGAGUACAUUUAUAACGUGAACUAUUUCUCCGGCGUGAUUGUUUCGGGAACCGUGUACUUCAUCUUGACGCGGAUUUUCCCCGUCCCUGAGACAAGUGCUACUUGGAAUGAGGUCGAUAUUGAUACUCUGGAUCUUGACAUCGCGUAUGGGCAGGACCCUAGUGAUUUGGAGGCUCAUGGCGGCCGGAAGUCAUUUGAUGAUAUCUCUGUGGAUCAGAAGGGUCUUAGUUCCUCAGCUAAGAAGAUCUGA
This is a messenger RNA of Penicillium soppii, 1761 nucleotides long. Its product is annotated as nucleobase cation symporter-1 family protein. Gene Ontology annotation, cellular component: plasma membrane. Gene Ontology annotation, molecular function: nucleobase transmembrane transporter activity. The transcript is spliced from 4 exons. Lineage: Eukaryota; Fungi; Ascomycota; Eurotiomycetes; Eurotiales; Aspergillaceae. Bases 1 to 1761 code for a protein of 586 amino acids. Gene Ontology annotation, biological process: nucleobase transport; transmembrane transport. The record is from RefSeq and is a predicted model, not a curated record.